Zonotrichia leucophrys gambelii is the source of this 4644-nucleotide messenger RNA. Its product is annotated as putative testis-specific Y-encoded-like protein 3. Gene Ontology annotation, molecular function: chromatin binding; histone binding. Lineage: Eukaryota; Metazoa; Chordata; Aves; Passeriformes; Passerellidae. The transcript has 7 exons. Gene Ontology annotation, biological process: nucleosome assembly. The record is from RefSeq and is a predicted model, not a curated record. The coding region runs from base 2598 to 4337 and encodes 579 amino acids. Gene Ontology annotation, cellular component: nucleus; chromatin.
CGGGGACGCCCCCAGCAAAGGUCACGGGGGGAGGGGGGGGGCCCUGGGUGACAAAGGGCCCCCCCAGCCCCUGAGGGUGGUGCAGGCUCAGCUGGGGCUGUCAGGACAUGGGAGCCAUGUCGCGAUAGAAGGGUCUGUGACAGCCUGGGGGGGUCCUGAGUGUCCUGGGAGCAAUUGGGGAGGGGGUCCUAAAGAACUUGGGGGGUCCUGAAUGUCUUGGGAGCAGCUGGGGUGAGGGUCCUGAGCCCCCUGGAAGAACUGGGGGGUCCUGAGUGCUGGGAGUAGCUGGGGAGGGGGUCCUGAGUAUCCUGGGGUGGGGGUCUUGAACUCCCCUGAAGAACCUGAUUGUCCUGGGAGUAGUUGGGGUGGGGGUCUUGAAGAACUUGGGGGGUCCUGAAUGUCCUGGGAGCAGCUGAGGGGGGGUCCUGAGCCCCCUAGGAUAAAGUGGGGAGUGGUCCUAAAGCUCCUUGGAGGCACUUGGGGGGUCUCGAGGGUCCUGGAAGAAACUGGGGAGGGGGUCUUGAACCCCUCUGAAGAACCUGAUUGUCCUGGGAGUAGUUGGGGUGGGGGUCUUGAAGAACUUGGGGGGUCCUGAAUGUCCUGGGAGCAGCUGGGGAGGGUCUGGAGCCCCCUAGGAUGAAGUGGGGAGUGGUCCUAAAGCCCCUUGGAGGCACUUGGGGGGUCUCGAGGGUCCUGGAAGAAACUGGGGAGGGGGUCUUGAAGAACUUGGGGGGUCCUGAAUGUCCUGGGAGCAGCUGAGGGGGGGUCUUGAGCCCCCUAGGAUGAAGUGGGGAGUGGUCCUAAGGCUCCUUGGAGGCACUUGGGGGGUCUCGAGGGUCCUGGAAGAAACUGGGGAGGGGGUCUUGAAUCCCUCUGAAGAAUUUGGGGGGUCCUGAAUGUCCUGGGAGCAGCUGGGGAGAGGGUCUUGAAGAACUUGGGGGGUCCUGAGCUCCAUUGAAGAACUGGGGGGUCCUGAAUGUCUUGGGAGCAGCUCAGGGAGGGGGUCCUGAGCCCCCUAGGAUGAAGUGGGGAGUGGUCCUAAGGCUCCUUGGAGGCACUUGGGGGGUCCUGGGUGUCCUGGGAGCAGCUGGGGUGGGGGUCCUGAGCCCCCUAUGGAGGGGUCCUAAGGCUCCUUGGAGGCACUUGGGGGUCUCGAGGGUCCUGGCAGCAGCCAGGGGGGGUCAUGAGCCUCCUGGAGGUGGCCACUGGUGGCUCGUGGUCCUGUCCCUCCUGUCCCCUCAGGUGUGGGGGGAUGACACAGCCAUUCUGAAGUCACUAUGGAGGAGUCCCAGUCCCUUUGGGCUCAUUGUGGGGGAGAUGCCAUCCCCUAUGGCGUCCUCCUCCCCUCAGGGUGUGUCCCAGCCCCUCUGCACUCACUGUGGGGGUUUCUUGUCAUCUCCGGAUGUUCUGCUCCUCUUGCAGUCCCUCAGUUCUUUGGGUGACAUCGUGUGGGGGUCCCAGACCCUCAGAGAGGGGGCCACCAGCACCCACAGGCCCUCAGCCCCUCAGGUAAUGGCGGAGGGGGGCAGCCCCUCGGAAGUCACCGUAGAGUCCCAGUCCCUGAGAUGACAUUUGGGUGGCGUCCCAGCCCCUCUAUAUUCACUGAGAAGGGAGGAAAAAGGGUCCUGCCCGUCCCUGCUGUCCCUCAGCCCCUGAGGGAGGGUCUCAGUCCCUCAGGUGACAUUAGGGGGGGUCCCAGCCUCUCUAUACUCACUGAGCAGAAAUGGAAAUCCUGUACCCUCCGGGAGGGUUCCGCCACCCUCACGCUCCCUCAGCCCCUGAGUCCCUCAGGUUACACUGGAGGGGGUCCCAGCCCCUCUAUACUCACUAAAGAGAAAUUAAAAUCCUGUCCGCUCUGGAGGGUCCUGCCUGCCCCCGCUGUCCCUCAGCCCCCUGAGGGGGGCUCCCAGUCCUUCAGGUUACACUGGAGGGGGUCCCAGCCCCUCUAUACUCACUGAGGAGAAAUGGAGACCCUGUCCCCUCCGGAGGGGUCCUGCCCGCCCUCGCGGUCCCUCAGCCCCUGAGAGAGGGUCCCAGUCCCUCUAUACUCACUGAGGAGAAAUCCUGUCCCCUCCGGGAGGGUCCUGCCGCCCUCACGUCCCCUCAGCCCCUCAGGGAGGGUCCCAGGUGACAGCGUGGAAGGGAACCCGUCCCCUCCGGGAGGGUCCCACCACCCUCCCACUCCCUCAGCCCCUGAGGGAAGGUCCCAGUCUCUCAGGUGACAGUGUGGGGGGGAACCCGUUCCCUCCAUGGGAGUCCCGCCGCCCUCCAGCUCCCUCAGCCCCUCAUGGCGGGAAGGGGGCGGAGCCUCUCCCCUCACGCCCGCGGCUCUCGCGCCGCCCGCACGUGCGCUCCUCGCGCUGCGCAUAAGCGCGCGCGGCUCCCCCCCCCCCGGCCCCGUCCACCGCGCUGCCCGGAGCCCGCCAAAGCAGCGCGUUCCCAUUGGCCGCUCAUUUCCCGCCCGCCCCGCGUGACGGGAGUCUCCAUGGCAACCGGCCAAUUGGGGGCAGCGCGCGAGUGACGAGCGGGGUGGGCGGGGCCUCGGCGGCGGCGGCGGCGCGCUUUUUCGGCCUGUGGCGGGCGCCGGAGCCGCCGCCAUGAGCGGGGCCGGGGCCGGGACAGAACGACCGUCCCCGGCCAAGCUCCGCCGUCUGGAUGAGCCCACCGGGACGGGCUCCGCCGCCGCCGCCGUUAACAGCGGGGAGGAGACGGCGCGUUCCCCCACCCCCGCCGGAGGUCGUGGUGAGGGCCGCAGCGCGCGCGCGAGGGGUGACGGGUCUGGGCAUGCGCGGGGAGGCGGCGGCGGGGACGAGCGAGCGCCCCCUGGCGGCUGCUCGGAAAUGGCGGCUGUGACCGGGGAAGGGCUGGAGACCCCCAAAAGUGGGAUGGAGACCCCCGGGAAAGUCACCGGAGAGGUCACGACCACCGAGGAGGCCAAGGGGGACCUGGAGACCAUCAACGGAUGCAAAGGGAGCCUGCAGAACACAAGGAGUGACUGCUCGGAGGAGGAAAAUGGGGGUUUGGAGACCACCAGAGAGGUCAAAGAGGGGAUGGAGACCACCAGAGAGGACCUGGAAAUUGCUGCCGCUCACUCCUUGGAGAAGAACAGCGAUGUCCUGGAGACUCCCACAGGUUCCAAGGGAAGUUUGGAGACCCCCAGGGAAGCCCAGGAUGGUCUGGAGACCCCCAAGGAGCUCACAGGGAACCUUGGGACCACCAAUGGUCGCAGAGGGAGCCUGGAGACGGCCGUCACUCGCUGCUUGGAGCAGGGCAGAAGGAGCAAGGGGGGCUCGGAGGAGAGCACCCCCAAAAUCCCGGGCAGCGUGGAGGAGAGGAAAAGCGCCAACAGGCGCAAAGCCAAAACCCCGGCGAGACCCAGGCCGAGAAACCCGGAGAGCAGCUUGGAAGCCACCAGAGAAGAGGCAGGGAGGGCUCAGAGGUGGGACAGAGAGCAGAAAGGUGGUGAGGAGGAUGAGGAACCCGCGGAGAACCUGGAACCCACGGGCGGAGCGGAGCAAAACGCCAAGGCGGCGGUGAGCGAGGAGAGCGCGGUGAUCUCUCUGGAUGAGGAUGAUGAGGACGAGGAGGAGGAGGAGGAGCGGGACGAAGGGCCGGGGAGGUACCUGGCGGCUCUGGAGGCCGUGCAGCUGGAGCUGGAGGCCGUGGAGGAGGAGGCCGCGCGAGCUUUCCGCCGCCUCCGCGCCCGCUUCUGCCUCCGCCGCCGGCCGCACCUGCAGCGCCGCAACCGCCUCAUCCAGCACAUCCCCGGCUUCUGGGUCACCGCCUUCCUGAACCACCCGCAGCUCUCGGCCAUGAUCAGCGACCGCGACGAGGACGCGCUGAGCUACAUGACCAGCCUGCAGGUGGAGGAGUUCGGGCAGAGCCACCCCGGGUGCCGGAUCCGCUUUUUCUUCAGCGUCAAUCCCUAUUUCCAGAACGACGUCGUGGCCAAGGAGUUCGUGCGGGGACCCUCAGGUCACCUGGUGUCGCACUCGACGCCCAUCCGGUGGUGGCAGGGCCAGGACCCCCGGAGCCGCCCCCACAAGGGACCCCCGGCCCCGCGGAGCUUCUUCGCUUGGUUCGGGGAUCACAGCGCGCCCGCCGGGGACAGGGUGGCUGAGAUCAUCAAGGACGAGCUCUGGCCCAACCCGCUCCAGUUUUACCUGCUGGGGGAGGGUCCUGAGGGACCCCCGGACAGUGAGAGCGGCGAGGACUGCGUGGUGAUCCUGGAUGACGAUGAGGAUGUGCAGGAGAUCCCCGAUGAUGGGGAUGGCAGUGGUGUUGAAGAGAUCCCGACAGAGGAGCCCCCUGUGGGACACAGAGACCCCAAAAUUUAAUUUGGGGAGGGGGAUUUGGGGGUGCUGCACAUCCCCAACCCCCCGGAAUUGCGGGUAAUGAGGGGCUGGGGUCCCCCAAAACAGCUCAGGGUGUUUGAAGGCCUUUUCACAUCCCCCUCCCCAUUUUUGGGGGGUCCUAAAUCUCCUCAAUCCCCCCCUCACACACCAAGGGGACGAACACAAACAUUUCCUCAUUUCCUGGUUGGUUUUUUUUGGGUUUUUUUUUGUACAUUUUGGGUUUAAAACUUGUAAAAUUUGCUUUUUAUAUUGAAGAAUUAUAUUAUAAUAAAGAGAAAGUUUUAACAGA